GGGAUAUUUCCCCGGAGAAAAGACUGACUUUGCAUGCGUCAGUACCUCCUCACCCUUUUUUCCCUUUUUUACUGUUACGUACGAUGCACUAAGGAUGUGCCGAGGUACGAUUUUGCGUAGGAGGUGUAAUCGAUGCAACUUUCGGCCUCGGUACAGGCCUUUUGCGAUUAUCUUUGAGAGCUAGCUAGUAAUAGUCUGACGACGCACCUGGGUUACGUGAUUCGCAUUCAUGCCUUUCAUUAUAAAUCAAUCGCAUGACUGCUUCCCUCGGACUGUAAAUGUAGGCAUGUAGAUAGGGUUGUUACGUGUGCAUCCCUGCGACGCUAGCUCCGAUGCGGGCCGUCUUGGUUUACCGUUUCGAAAUAGAUGGCCGAAUGACACGAUUUUCUUUGAGCUUGGGUGGAUUGCGUUUUUUCCCUCUGAGCGCGAGUCGUCCAUGACGUAUAUAUAGCGUGGUGGUCCUCGUUUUUUUUGUAUGAUGCUACCUCAUGAUUUCGUUAGAACUUUGACAAGUUAUCUAUCUAUACCCAGACCUAUUCAAUCUCUUUUCUUUUACCCUUGAACUAGCAAAUUAGAGAAAAUCAAUAUGGCUCGCGAAAACAAGAAAUUCGUCCUCGCUCAGCGACCCAAGACGCACGUCGUCCCCGGCGAGACCUUCAGACUCGAGAAGGAGCCUGCUCCUACGGCUGACGAACUCAAGGAUGGCCAAGUCCUUUUGGAGGUCUUGUAUUUGUCCCUCGACCCUGCCAUGCGGGGAUGGUUAAACGAUACCCGGUCGUACUUACCGCCUGUUCAAAUCGGCGAGACUAUGCGCGGCGGUACUCUUUCCCGCGUGGUUGCCAGCAAGAGUCCCAAGGCCAAGGAAGGCGAGAUCGUCAACGCUAGUAUCGGCUGGACCGAGUACAAGAUCGUGAGCGAUAAGGAGUUUGAGAAGCUUGAGAUUCCUGAGGGCGGCCAGAUCACCGAUCUCCUCGGUGUUUUAGGACUGACUGGCUUGACUGCUUAUUUCGGUCUUGACAAGAUCGGAAAACCGAAGGCUGGUGAAACUGUCGUCGUAUCGGGCGCUGCGGGUGCUACAGGUUCUGUUGUCGGACAGAUUGCGAAACUGCGCGGAUGCAGAGUCGUCGGAAUCGCCGGCUCAGACGACAAGUGCGUAUGGUUGAAAGAGGAGCUGGGCUUUGACGCGGCGCUAAACUACAAGAGCGAGAACUUCAAAAAGGAGUUUGCGGAGGCGACGCCUGACUACGUCGACGUCUACUGGGACAACGUAGGCGGCGAGAUCCUCGAGAUAGCUCUCGGCCGCGCCCAGAAGCACUCGCGCUUUGUCAUGUGUGGUGCCAUCUCGGGAUACAACGAGUCUGGAAAGGAGACGAAGGGCAUUCGGAACCUCUUCCACGUGAUAGCCCAGCGCAUUCACAUGGAAGGUUUCAUCGUCUUCGACUUUUUGGGCGAAUUCCCGCGCGCCCGCAAGGAGAUCGGCGAGUGGCUGGCCGAGGGCAAGCUCAAGCGCAAGGAAACCAUCGUCAAGGGCGGCAUCGAGAAGGCGGAAUAUGCCAUCAAGGACCUGUUUGAGGGCAAGAACACGGGCAAGCUGCUUCUCGAGGUCAAGUCACCGAACGAGGUACGUGGUGCGAGGCUGUAAACAAUUUGCGUGCUUUGUCUUUGGUGUUUGUGGUUGGCGUUGCGCUGGACAUGGAGAGCACGUGUAGUUGAAUACCUACCCACGUUACCUAGGUAUCUCGACGUACGCGGGGUAAGCAUAUCUACAGACGACCUGCUUCUCGCGGAUAAGCUUCUUUUCAUCUCGUGGCCGACG
Messenger RNA from Xylaria bambusicola, 1816 nucleotides. RefSeq lists its product as uncharacterized. The transcript is spliced from 5 exons. Gene Ontology annotation, molecular function: oxidoreductase activity, acting on the CH-CH group of donors, NAD or NADP as acceptor. NCBI's taxonomy places the organism in Eukaryota, Fungi, Ascomycota, Sordariomycetes, Xylariales, Xylariaceae. The record is from RefSeq and is a predicted model, not a curated record. The coding region runs from base 587 to 1642 and encodes 351 amino acids.